This is a messenger RNA of Sesamum indicum (sesame), 6328 nucleotides long. The record is from RefSeq and is a predicted model, not a curated record. NCBI's taxonomy places the organism in Eukaryota, Viridiplantae, Streptophyta, Magnoliopsida, Lamiales, Pedaliaceae.
CCCUGUCCUAACCCAACGUCAUUUUUGUGGGUUGGUGCCCGCCCGCGAUAUAUUGUAACGGUUUCUAAAGCCCUGCCCUAAACCCGACCUUACGCUUUUGGGUCGGUGUCAGCUCUUCUCUGUUUUACUUCGAAAUUGCAGAGCGCGGGCGGAUUCCAGCCUCUAGGGUUUUAAAAAGUUUCAGUUACUCUCUCACUCUUUCGUACUCCUCCUGUACGGUGAAUUCAAGUGUAUGCAAUGGCGACACCAGCAACUACAAACGCCACCGAUCAAUCUUCCAACUCUACAAAAAUAGUCGACGCUUCCCUCUGGUGGGAACCUUUUAAUGCCUUUCUUACCGAACUUGAGAGCGCCUCCGGCUCCUCCGACCUCCCCCAGUCUCUGGAGAAGAAGUUGAAAGAUAAUCACGCUUGGUUUCUGGACACCAUCUUGCAAUUCAAGUCGCCAAAUCAGAGAUCAAGGGAAGCACUGGAUUCACCCAGAGUCAAGAUAGGUCCACACGAGUUGAAUGUACAGCCUGAAUUGAAAGAUGCAGCGCUCAAGAUUAGUUCCAUCAUGUGUUUAGAUGAGGUGCAGUCUUAUAUCCUUGUAAAAAGAUCAGUGGAACGAAAUGAUGCAGCAGCUAGUGAUAUACAUCCGGAUAUUCUAAAUUUGGUUGUGCUUGAGUACUACAUUGAAAGGCAAUGCUUGUUGAAGUGCACAAGACAGAUCCUUAUGCAUGCCUUGUACUAUGGCUCCCAAUCAGAAGAAGGUUCUGCUGUAUUAGAGGAGGCACAAAGGCUAAUUUCUGAUGGACUUGAAUGUAAAUUACUUUCCAUCUUCCAGGACCUUCUGUCUUCCAACUACCCCGAGCAGAUGGAUAUUGACCUCUACACUUUGUGGGCUGAGGAGACACUUAUAGAGGACAAUUUAAUUCUCGACAUUCUUUUCCUUGUUUAUUAUGAGUCCUACUGUACUUGUGACGCCAAAUGCUGGAAGAGAUUGUGUACGCUAUACCAGGGUAUUGUCAAUGGGACGUACAACUUCCAGAAACUGGCAAUAUCAACUGAAGCCAUUCGUUCUAUUUAUCAUGCCAAAGUUCAGCUGCUAUUCAUUCUCAUUGAGGCUUUAAACCUGGAAAAUCUCCUCCAAAUGAUCCAUGACAAUACUCCUUUCAGGCAGGGCACAAUAGCCUUUUCAGAUGUGGAUGUUCAGCAAAUAGAUGCCUUGGUUUCUAGUUUCAAUAUUUUCGAGGCCAAAGAAGCAGGUCCUCUGAUCCUGGCAUGGGCAGUAUUUCUUUGUCUAAUUUCUUCCGAGAUAGAUCACAUUGGUUAUGUUCGUCAAGCAUUCCAGGCUUCAUCUUUGGGAUAUUUCCUCGAAAUUCUGCAAAGCGACACACUGAAAGAUUCAGAUGGUCCAGUAGCAGGUUAUCGGAGUGUUUUAAGGACGUUUAUAUCAGCAUUUAUUGCAUCUUAUGAGAUCAGUCUCCAGUUUGGGGAUGAUAAUCUGAAAUUAAUAUUGGAGAUACUAUGCAAAAUCUACAGAGGGGAGGAGUCCCUUUGUAUUCAGUUCUGGGACAGGGACAGUUUCAUUGAUGGUCCUGUCAGGUGCCUUCUUUGCAACUUAGAGGGUGAAUUUCCAUUCCGGACUAUUGAACUUGUCAGCUUGUUGUCGGCCCUUUGUGAAGGUGCAUGGCCAUCAGAAUGUGUAUUUAAUUUCCUUGAUAAGUCUGUUGGGCUAUCAACUCCUCUUGAGAUAAGCAGUGAUUCUGCUGUAGAUGCUGUUGUUCCCGAGAUCAUUGAAACACGUUAUCCCUUGAAAGUUGCUGGUAUUGAAGGCUUGAUAAUUCCUAGCAAGUCUCGGGGUCAAGUGAUGAGAAUGAUUGACAAAAAGUACGCUCUGGUGCGGUGGGAGUACACUGAAUCUGGAGUACUUGUGCUACUUUUGCGCUUAGCUCAACAGCAGUAUGCACAAAACACGGAGGAGCUCAUUGUAAUACUUGAUUUGCUCAGCCGAUUGGUGACUUUCAAUGUGGCUGUUUGUUAUUCUCUUAUGGAUGCUUGGAAUUCAUUCCAUGAUGAAGAAACUGGCAUAGGGAUCCAGGAAAAAUAUGUGCGCAUCGAUGUGGUUGAGAUUAUCUGUGCUUUGGUGAAAAAUCUCCUUCCCAGUGCGAAUGGUGCAGUAAUGAUGUCUAUGGGGGUUACUAUAUUGACGAAAAUGUUGAGAUGCUUGCCAUCUCAUGUAGCUACAAUGGUCUUGAAGGGCAAUAUAUUUGAUGUUGCCUAUAGGACGAACCCUUUUGAUACCGUCCCCAACAGUUUAUCAAGUGGGUCCUGGUUGCUUUCUGGAAGACUUGCCAAAAUGCUUUUGAUUGACUGUGAGCAGAGUGAUUGCUCGCUUACUCUUUCAGUGCUCGACUUCACUAUGAAUCUCCUGGAGACUGGAUUAGAAACUGAUACCAUCCUUGCACUCAUUGUUUUCUCCCUUCGCUAUGUUCUUGUUAAUCAUGAAUUCUGGAAAUAUAAGGUGAAGUAUGCUCGGUGGAAGGUGACACUGAAGGUGCUUGAAGUUAUGAAGAAAUGUAUUUGGUCGAUCUCAAGCUGUCACAAACUGGGGGAAGUAGUUCGUGAUAUAAUGCUUUCAGAUUCUUCCAUCCACUCUGCCCUUUUUCGAAUUGUUUGUACAACUACACCGAGCUUAGAGAAACUUUAUGUGUCUCGCCUUUUCGACAUGCUGGACAUUGAGGGGCUGCAUCAAGCCUUAUCCUCUGGGUUGGAUGUCCUUAUCAGUAUGGUAUAUGCUUUUUCAAAGGAUUCGCCAAGUCUUCCAGUUUUCCAUCAAGCAGUUCUAUCACCAAUGACAAAGCCAAUUCCUGUGAUCAGUGCUGCCAUAUCAUUGAUGUCAUACUUCCGAGAUCCUAAGAUACAAAUUGGUGCAGCAAGGUUGCUGUCUGUGUUAUUUAUAUCCGAUAUUUCACAAUCCUAUACUUACAGCAAUGCGACUCUCUGUUUGGAUGAUAAGCAGCUUGCCAAUUUUCGGAAAUCCAUUUGCAACACUCUCCGCGAGCAGUCACCUUGGAAUGAGGAUCUUAUUCUUGCUACUUUGAAGCUCCUGACGUCAGUUGCACGUAAUCAGCCUGCUUUUCUAACUGCUAUCAUCAUGUCUGAAGAGUAUUUGAAUGCUCAAGUGCAUAAUGUGGACUCCAAGCACCAGCCACAUAAAACUGAGCAUGGAUCAUUGGAUUCCAAGGAAGAAACUCUUUUGCAUGCAAUUCUGCAGUAUAUCAGAAGGUCUGAAGGUUUAUUUGAUAGCCAAAUGAAUAUAUUAUUAUGUUUCUUGAGCUUUCUGAGGGCACUGUGGCAAGGUGCGCCCCAUUUCACAAAAAUUUUGGAGCAGCUAAAAGUUUCAGAUAAGUUCUGGAGACAUUUGACCGAUUCUGUCAGGCUCAUCAGUCAAAUCGAUUUAUCUGGGAAGUUAACUGAAAAGCAGCUUCAGAACGUAGCUUACAAAUAUCGAUACCUAUCAAAUGUUUUGGAUAUACUUGGUUAUGAGAUUUUCCUGCAAAAGAAAUUGAUGCAUGCCGAGGCAGAUUUGAAGCGAGUCUCGAAAUCACCAACUAAUGGGACAGAAGAAGCAGAUAAUUCUCCGUUUGCAAAAGAUGGAGGUGUUGGUAGCCUAAAGGAGAUAAUUUCAACCUGGGGUAAGAGUUCAAUAUUGAGUGACCUCAUAAAGGCAUGUGUUUCUUGGGAAUAUGGUAACAGCAGUCAUCUCCGUGCGAAGGUUGCUUUUGGUUUAUUUUCCGUGCAUGCGAUGGUGAAAUUAAGAAAUGGCGACCUGGGUAGUUUGUCAUUGUCACUAAUUGAAAGGAUUAUUACAUUAUCGCAAAAGUUGUUGAAGUUGCCGGCUUUCUCAGAAUUGUUGACUAGGUACAAAGAGCGUGGUUACAGUGGAGGACAAGAGCUGGAGAAUUUGAUACUAAGCGAUCUGUUUUACCACAUACAAGGAGAGCUUGAAGGUCGUCAGAUUGAUAACAGACCGUUUAAAGAGUUAUUGCAGUUUUUGCUAGAUUCAAGAUUCUUGGACGCUUAUAUACAUAUAAAACAAGAUCAUUUUGCCGACAUCAAUAGUAUCUACCUGUAUGAUACUGUUCGCCUCCGGGCAGACUUGGGGUUAGAAAUGUGGGAGCUGUCAGCGUGGAGAGAAUCUAAAGAAGUUGCAGAAACUAUGCUCCUUUGCUUGGAAGAAGCAAAUUCAAGAAUGUUGCUCUCUCAUUCGAAGCUUUCAGCUUUGAGAGGGCUAAUUACCUUAUUGUAUAUGCACGAAGACAAUGUAUCAGAGAAUGAAGCUUCAAUUGGGCUGAAGAUUUCUGAAAACGUAGUUUCAUCAUGCAUCGACCACAUAUGUCUGUGUCUCCAUGCUACAUUAGAAUCUUUGACUCCUAUUCCUAAUUCUAAUGAAGAUGUGUUUGAUAUCCUCACGGCUCAAGCGGAGCUACUGCUACUCCUUGUUAGAUCUAAAAGUAAUUCUAUUCCUACACCUGCAUGUGUUCUUAUCUUAAAGACCUCAGGAUAUGGUCUCAAAGUAUUACGCAGCUGUAGGCCAUCUGUUGCCAUUGGAACAGCCACGAGGUUUUUGCUUAUGUUGAUCCUCAGUUCAGUUGAGUUGAUUCACAAGGAUUUGCAUUCGGGCACUAGAAUUGCAUCCGUUGAAGGUUCUGCUGAGGUAUCUAAUUCAAGUUUGGGGUUAUUGCCUGUUCUAUGCGACUGCAUUGAGCAUGCAGAUCAUUGUGCCCUGUCUUUGUCUGCUAUCAAUUUGAUACUGAAAGGUUUCUCAACCCCUGCCACUUGGUUCCCCAUUAUAUGGGAACAUCUGCGGUUGCAGCAUAUUAUUCAGAAUUUGCAAGAUGUAACUUUGUCCAAAACUGUUUCAGUAAUAUUGAAAUUUCUUUUGAACCUUGCACGUGUGAGACAAGGCGCUGAGAUGCUUUUAAAUGCUGGGAUCCUUGCGUCGCUAAAAAUGUUAUUGUCUGACUUACCUGACGGCGGGCAUUUUUCUGUGAUCCAAAGUGAGAGAAUUUUCUCCAGCACAUCCGACAAAACAGAAAAGUCUGAACCCAUUUGGGGCCUCAGCUUGGCUGUACUUACAGCAAUUAUUCAGUCAUUGGGCGAUAGUUCUGCUGCUCGUGUUGUGGAUUAUGUGAUGGCUUGCAUAUUGGUUGAGAAAGCCCCUGUAAUUUCGUAUUAUCUCAGUGCACCAGAUUUUCCAACUGACGGGCAUGAAACUAAAAGAGCUCGUGCACUGAAAUCAAAUAUUUCUUUAAGCGAGCUUAAGGAAACACAGAAUACUUUGGCCCUAAUAUGUGUCUUAGCAAGAUAUUGGAAUUCAUGGAAGAAAGUAAUGCAAAAUAUGGAGUCCCAGUUAAGGGAAAAAAGUAUCCAUUUGCUGGCCUUCAUAAGCCGUGCAACUCAGCGCCCUGGAGAAUCACCUAAGAGAGAUGCUCCUCUAUUGUGCCAUCCUCUACUCAAAGACGAAUUUGAGUGGUACAAGAAACAACCAUUUAUUAACAGCAGAAAUGGCUGGUUUGCUCUGGCUGCCCUUGGCUGCAAGUUAAAUCCCAAGUUUGCGUCCUUGUCUUCGAGAACAACAGCUCUUGUUUUGAGAGAUCAGUCAAACGACAAUGCUGAUACAUCUCCGGAGACACAUUUGUCGGACUUGAUUGCAAUUGAGAUAUACAAAAUUGCCUUUCUUCUCUUGAAGUUUUUAUGUAUGCAAGCUGAAAGUGCUGCCAGAAAGGCAGAGGAGGUUGGUUUUGUAGAUGUUGCACAUUUUCCUGAGCUACCAAUGCCUGAUAUCUUACAUGGCAUGCAGGAUCAAGGAAUUGCAAUCAUCACUGAACUGUGUGAAGCCAACAAGAUGAAACAGCUUGCUCCUGAAAUACAGGAGGCGUGCCUCUUGCUGUUACAAAUAACAGUCAUGGCAUUGUACUUAGAGUUUUGUGUCAUACAAAUUUGUGGGAUACGGCCUGUAUUGGGCCAUGUCGAGACAUUCUCCAAGGAAUUUCGGCUGCUUAUUAGAGCAACCAAGGACCAUCUCUUUCUAAAAGAGCCACUGAGAAACUUGAAGCAAAUUGUAUCCUUUGUGUAUCCUGAGUUGAUACAGGCAGAAGGCUUGUUUUGAGGUUGUAGAUGUAUAUGGUUAACCACCCAUUGGUGUAAAAUUAUAGUUUCCUAUGUAGUCGUCCCAUGAGGUUUAUGUGUUGAUGCAUGCACGUUUUCUGCAUGGCACAAAUGCCUCACUCAUGUAAAACAUGUCUAUAAGCCUCUUCCCAAUGGAUACUAGUUUAUUUUCA